GGAGAAGCCUAGCAGAGGCCCUAGACAGACUCUCAAGGCGGGCUGAAAGGCCAUGUUUUACUUUGCUGGGUUAGUAGCAUGCUCGCCCGGCUGACGAUCUCUUAUCGAGCCGCUGCAUGUCUUGGGCAAAAGGCUUUAAUUCGUAACUGGGAGGUGUCCAACCGACACAAGUCAAGGGUCCAAUUCCUUCUUCUCUGCCCUUUUUGUUUUCCUUGGUUUUAUCUCUACAUCUAUUCUUUUUCUCUUCUGUGAUUUUUGCGUUUGCGAGUAGUGUUUUGUAUUCUUGAUUUGCUUGAAGCGAGUAACCUUGAAUGAUCUGACCGUGCUCUGGCUGGCUGGCUUUGUUACUAUGAGUGAAAAGGCGACCGUAGAGGCAACGCCUCUCAUACGAGGACGACUUCAACAACGACCACGAAAGUCACAUCAUUCCACCAUCUUAGGCCUUUUGGCCGCUGUUUGUCUUGUCACAUUCUUCCACCGCCGACCUUUUCCUUACCCAGUGAACAUAGAGGAUCCAGCAGACAAGCCAUGGACUUGGAGCGAUGUCGAGCCAAGCCGAAAACUUCAUUGGGAACCGUGCUAUGAGAACUUUGAGUGUGCAAGACUUGACGUCCCAAUGGACUGGCUUGCGCCCUCGGACGAUAAGAGAGUUGUCCUUGGUGUUAUCAAGCUACCGGCCAAGACAAAUGACAACCCUGUUUCUCCGCUCUUUGUGAAUCCUGGAGGACCUGGCGGAUCGGGAGUUAACUUUGUAAGAAAAGAGGGACAUAUCCUGCAAGCAGCUGUCGGUAACAACCAUGACGUUAUCAGCUUCGAUCCUCGUGGAGUCGGCGUCUCUACACCUCGAGUUGAAUGCUGGGGCUCUUCUCAAAAGAGAAAGCUAUGGAGUCUCCAAGACACACCCGUUGCCGACGAACACCCAGGUCUUAUCUACGAUGCCUAUGCCCGAGCAUCUGCCUACUCGGGAACUUGUGAGCAGGCUAUGGAGGAAACUGGUCUUCUGCCGUUCCUCGGUAGUGCAUCCAUCGCUCGAGACAUGCUAGAGAUUCUUGACAAGACAGGUAGUGAGAAGCUACGAUACUGGGGAUUCAGCUAUGGCACUAUUCUUGGUGGCGUUUUUGCUGGACUAUACCCUGAGCGUGUUGAGAGACUGGUCAGCGAUGGAAACGUUGACUAUCACGACUGGUUCAACUUGGAUCACGGCAACUUUGUCUCUGACACAGAUAUGAUCUUCGAUGGAUUCGACAAAGCGUGCCAUAAAUCCGGGCCCCUCAAAUGUGCCUUCUAUGCAGACUCGCCAAAAGCAAUUGAGGAACGUCGAAGCAAUCUCCUCGCCCAUCUCAAAAAGUCGCCUGUUCUCGUUCCAGCCUGGACUCACGAUUCUGGCCCUGAACUACCUCUCCUCGUCACCUAUUCCCAUAUUCAACGCCUUAUCCAAACAUCCAUUUAUUCUCCGCUAAAGAAGUUCCCUCAACUUGCUCGUGUAUUCGCUUCCUUAGAGCAGGGCGAUGGAAUCCCCUAUUAUGAGAUGGUCAUGGAGGGUAAAAACAAGAGCCUCAAUGGAGAUAUGUGCGAACUGGGGGAAACUCCUGCAACCAUGCCCCUCGAGACCUCUAUGGGGCUUGACGCUUUCCCUGCUAUCAUGUGUCUGGACUCGAAGCCUGUGACAGAAACACCACAGGAGAUUGCAGAAUAUUUCGACAGAAUCACACACAAGAGUCGUUGGGCGGGGGCAGUCAACUCCAAUUUCCGAGUGUCCUGUGUUGGAAGAAAGACAAGACCAAAGUGGAAGUUUACAGAUGCCGACUUUAGGGGUGAUACAGCCCAUCCAAUUCUAUACAUUGGCAAUAUGGCAGAUAACGUGACGCCUUUGCAGAGUGCGUUUAACAACUCUGCCAAAUUCCCCAGCUCAGUUGUCCUCAAGCAGAACUCCUACGGUCAUUGUUCGCUGGCGGCGCCUUCAGCAUGCUCCCUUACCUAUAUCCGAGAAUACUUCCAGAAGGGCACAUUGCCUCCUGCUGGUGCCGAGUGUGAUUCCGAUUAUGACCUUUUCGAGAUGCCUGGGUUGGAAGAAGAUGUGACUGGUUUGGAUGAGCUCAGGUCGAUUGCGCUCAAGCUGUCAAAGGAGGUUGAGCUUCCCAAGGCCUUCUGAGAAGGUAAUGGUUUCCUUGCCCUCAGACUUACGAGCCUCGGGAAGGUUCAGUGAAACGAGAUGAAGCAUUAGUUCUCUCAAGCGGAGAGUUGUGGGCAUGACUAGAAAGAUAUGAAAGACGCGAGAUUUAAAUCAAGAAAGUAACUAGUAAGAUCAACCCAUAUAGCUCUAAGCCUUCUAACCCCAAUCCCAAACGUCCCGCUGUCAUUGUCAAG
This is a messenger RNA of Fusarium verticillioides 7600, 2367 nucleotides long. RefSeq lists its product as hypothetical. The record is from RefSeq and is a predicted model, not a curated record. The coding region runs from base 350 to 2152 and encodes 600 amino acids. Lineage: Eukaryota; Fungi; Ascomycota; Sordariomycetes; Hypocreales; Nectriaceae. The transcript is spliced from 9 exons.